AUGGCUCAACUUUUAAUUUAUCCUAAGCAUGUCUCCCAUCAUAAUAUAGAGAAAUUAAGGCAGUGUGUCCGUAAUGGGGCUAAUAAAUACCCAGGUGCAAGAUUUCUCAAAAAGCCUGAUGUUACCUCAAUGUCACUUGGGGGGUUUCUUUUCAAGGUUAGGUUGAAACAACAAGAUGGAGUGGAUAUUUAUAACUUCCUUCAUUUGCUGAGGAGCAUUUCCAAAGGCCAAGAAAUGAGUACUGCUUGUCUUGGUGCAGAAAUUGAUGACCUUGAACUGGACGAUGAAAAUAUGGAAUUGGGUUUGUCCCCAGAGCAUAUUUCUAGUUUUGGUAAGCAUGUAUUCGAAGAUAGUGCUGAAUUUGAUACUAACAUAGACAAUCAAAAAAUGGAAGGGAUCAAAACUAGUGAAUCAAGUUGGGAAAAAAUUAGAAGGAUCAAAACCCAGUUGGAGUGA
Messenger RNA from Ilex paraguariensis (yerba mate), 456 nucleotides. The record is from the annotation of a GenBank genome assembly. NCBI's taxonomy places the organism in Eukaryota, Viridiplantae, Streptophyta, Magnoliopsida, Aquifoliales, Aquifoliaceae.